Messenger RNA from Drosophila gunungcola (fruit fly), 1116 nucleotides. RefSeq names its product iodotyrosine deiodinase (gene Iyd). The record is from RefSeq and is a predicted model, not a curated record. The transcript is spliced from 3 exons. Gene Ontology annotation, molecular function: oxidoreductase activity. Lineage: Eukaryota; Metazoa; Arthropoda; Insecta; Diptera; Drosophilidae. The coding region runs from base 142 to 1080 and encodes 312 amino acids.
CCGGCACAACAGCUGAACUGGAACCCAAACCAACACAUUGUUAUCAGCAAUAACCCUGACCCACUUAAUCUAGAGAUAAGUCAGCUCGAGCUACAAUACCACUUUCUCUCAGACGCAAACACAGUAACACAUUGGAGCGCCAUGGAGGUGGACGAACUGAUCAGCAACUCUAAGCUGCUCAAACACUGGCCAAGUUUUCUGAUUGCCCUGGGUCUGAUUUGGAUCCUCAAAGAUGCGUUCUACAAAUGGAGUCGAGGACCCCAAAAAUAUACCCUGGAGAACCGAGAGGAAGACAAGGAUGAAGAUUUGGAAGAUCUGGAAGAUGAGCUGCAGAAACCCCAGAGAUAUACCCUAGAGAACCGAGAGGAAGACGAGGAUGAAGAUUUGGAAGAUUUGGAGGAUGAGCUGCAGCCUGCAUUGGAGGAAAAGCCCCAUGUGCCGUACGUGCCUGGCAAGAAUCUCAAUUCAAAUGGUGCGGAUAUCUUCUAUGAACUUAUGAGAGGGCGACGUAGCAUUCGCUCCUUUAAAAGCCAUCCAAAACCAGAUAUCAGCAUUAUAGAGGACUGCAUUCGGGCAGCGGGAACUGCUCCAAGUGGUGCUCAUACAGAACCUUGGACAUUCUGCGUCGUGGAAAACCCAAGAAUAAAACAAUCCAUCAAAGAAAUUGUGGAGCAGGAGGAGCUUAUCAACUAUAGUCAGCGAAUGCAUCCACAGUGGGUCACAGAUCUGCGACCCCUGCAAACCAAUCAUGUUAAGGAUUACCUCACAGAUGCCCCAUACCUCAUUCUGAUCUUCAAGCAGAUCUAUGGGUUAUCGGAGGACGGAACGCGGAAGCGACACUAUUACAACGAGAUAUCUACUUCGAUUUCGGCUGGUAUCCUUUUGGGAGCUCUUCAAGCUGCAGGACUUUCGUCCCUGGUCACAACACCUUUAAACUGCGGCCCUGCAUUGAGAUCCCUGCUCAAGCGUCCCAUAAAUGAAAAACUUCUUAUCCUUCUGCCGGUGGGUUAUCCAAAAGACGGCUGCAAAGUGCCAGAUUUGAAAAGAAAGAAUUUGUCGGACAUUAUGGUUACAUUUUAGGUAUUAUUAAGUUUUUGAAAACCUUAAAUUAACAAU